Venturia canescens is the source of this 1162-nucleotide messenger RNA. It is a transcript of the gene Jhbp3, whose product is annotated as Juvenile hormone binding protein 3. The coding region runs from base 144 to 875 and encodes 243 amino acids. The transcript has 3 exons. Lineage: Eukaryota; Metazoa; Arthropoda; Insecta; Hymenoptera; Ichneumonidae. The record is from RefSeq and is a predicted model, not a curated record.
ACUUCGUUCAUCAGUCGUAGUACAUCUUCCUUCGCUCGCUGAGGAUCCAUCGUCCAAGAUCAUCGGAUCUGCCUGAGACUCUGAUUUCUCGAGGUCUUUGCGUAUUUUCUUAUAUUUGGUGUGUCAGCCUCGAUUAUUCGAAAAUGGUGCGUUCAACGAUCGCCGUUUUACUGGCUCUUCUUGCCACCACUUCCGCUGUCGAUCUUCCUGAGUUCAUCAAGGUCUGCAACAGAAAUGAUCCUGAGCUCGACGCCUGCAUCACUGGUAGUGUCGAUCAUCUGAGACCGUAUCUCGUGGAGGGCGUUCCCGAAUACAACUUGCCAAGCCUGGAGCCUCUCGUGUUGGAGCAUCUCGUUGUAUCUGAAGGCCAAGGCAUCAAACUUACAGCGACCGAGAUCAAAGCUUACGGUGCCAGCAACUUUAUCGUCAAGAAAGUAGAGUCCGACAUGGCGAAUCUCCAUUACAACGUAGACAUUGAACUGCCUCAUCUGUACAUAGAAGGCCAUUACGAGAUCGACGGACGCUUAUUGCUUCUGCAGGUGACUGGAUCGGGGCCGCUGCACGGUAACUUUACCGAAUGCUUGGGUCAAGUCAACUUCGACGCUGAGCUCUACGACGAAGGUGGCGAGGACCACUUCCGAGUGAAAACGUUUGACAUGAAGAUAACCGUCGGCCAAGGAAAUCUCCAACUCGACAAUUUGUUCGGGGGAGAAAAAGUCCUCGGGGACGUUGUAAACAACGCGAUAAACGCAAAUUUCGAUGCUUUCGUACAGGAGCUUCUACCUUUGAUCGAAAAAGCGCUGUCCGACUUUUUCUUAAAACUCGGCAACAACAUCGUCACACCGUUUGCUUUCGAUCAACUUUUCCCUGUGUAAAAUAACGUCCUAGCGACCACAUCGACCUUAUAGAAAUCUCUAACAAUGAUUAAACGAAUAAUUUGCAUCUAUGAAUUCCAAAUCGUAAAGUAAUUCGUACGCCAAAGCUUUCGUUUCGUAUUACGGCAAUAGUAAUUUGAGCAGAGAGAGAAAGCCCGAAAAAAUGGGACGGGACGACGAAACAACGUUAUUUAUUUUAUUCGCUUAAGACAUUUCGUAAAAAAUAUCAAUAAAUUGAUGACUUCAGGAGCACAAUAAAACGAUUAGUCAAUAUAUCUAUCGUGAAA